AUGAGUCCGAUGCGAUGCCUUAUACUAUUCGCCUGCGCCGUUGUGGUAGUGUGGCCAGGACGAGCAAGGGCCCAAUCAAACUACGCCUCGCAAGCUAACAGCAUCGAGUACCAGGGCGAAGGUCUACCGGAAGAAGCAACCCUCGAUGGCAAGGUGACAAAACUGGACGACCUAAGCCCGAUAAUCUUCCUCAAUCGAACGAAAGCGGCCCUCAACUGUGCCGCCGGCUUCAUGCAAGUGGAGCUGAAGUUCAACGAACCGUUCUACGGUAAGGCUUAUGCCGACUACGACCGCAACAGUGCCUGCCAAACGAGUGGAAAGGGUGAUCUAAGCUACCGGAUCGAUCUACCCUUGAAAGGAUGUGGCACGAAACAGGGCCCUCAGCGGGUUUUCACAAACAACAUCGUGGUGAGGUUCCAUCCAGGACUCGAGAUGGAUGGAGAUGAGAUCAUCACGAUCGUGUGUCGGUACCCGCCACCAGUCGCCCCUAUCCCGGCAGGUCUACCGGCUCCGAUCAUCAACGAGGCAGCCAUCAUCGAGCCACCACUAAAGGGCAUUCAGAUCCUGUUCAUCAUCUGCGCAAUCAUGUUCCUGACGCUUCUUCUGCUCGGUUUGGGUGUUUCGUACUACUGCUUGCGUCGUCGACCCAUCCCGAUUGUGCGCCGUGUCGUACACGUUGGUAGUGGGUCAGAGAUCACGGCUCUGGAGAGCGGCAGUAUAGGAAGCGUGUCAGGCUUCAAAUUGGCUCGCCCUGUGGUGGCGAUGGUGCCACCCCCAAUACAGAGCUCAUCCGGUAGCGAGGGUGCGCUCAUCCCUUCGGACUACCCUAGCGAGUCGCAGUCAGAGAACGAAGAAGCCGAAACAGGCUCGUUGCCGGUGAGCUCACGUGGCAGUAGUAGCGCUUACGAAAAUGGUGCUUUCGUACAUGACGGACUCAGUUUGGCCUCGGCUGAGCAUCAUCUGCAACACCUGCAGGUGGCUCUAGCACCACCCUCACCCAAGUUUGACAUUCAGGUGCGUGUGAAACGAUCACCUCCACCACCGGCUUCACCACCUUCCAGCCACUCGGCCACCAGCCGGUGUUCGGACAGCGACAGUAGCAGCAGUAGUACGCUGGUCAGCCAUGGUGGAGAUCGCAACAACUUGUCCACGAUCCUGGAGACGCAGGAAGAUCGCGAAAGUGUGAUGACCACGGAAUCCCUUGGUGCUGAAGCGGCUCGGUCUCACUUUACGUACGUCCCAGAGUUGCACACCGUACCGGCUCAUCUCGACUAUCCACCGAGUCCACCGCAACGUCAUCGUGCGCAUCAACACCACACCACCACGGUCUCGAGCACGGCCACAAGCCACCUUCAACGGAGCUGGCUAGAGGCACCGGACGGACCAGGUCGCACGCACGACACACACUCGCUGACCGAGCUGGUCGAUGCGUCGCACCGGUACACCGGCACGGAGGACGCACUUCAGCAGCUACCCGAGCCGCCGAUCGCGGUCUACAAAAAGCCUGAACUCAAGUCUCACGUUGUAGAUGAUCUGUUCCUUACGACCGUCACCGAACGCACCACGAUCGAGGAUGUCGAGCGUCACCGGCGGCUUGUGACGGAGUACAAGCCACGUCCGUUGCAGGCACCAAUGCCUCCGACACCGCCACCGGCACCGACACCACCGGUGCCACCCCUCGACCCAACCUGGGACGUGACGAUUCGGAACUGUGGUCAACAGGCGCGCCAGUGGGAGGACUUCUCGGAUGUCUCGAGUGCGUCAGGAGCACCAUCGGUGGCGUCGGUUGGAAAUAUGCCAGUACCGUCGUCGACCUAUCUGCCGAGUGCGUACGCUGCUGAUGAGUUGCGUAGUCCUGAGCUUGUUGGCAACAUGAAACCGGUUGAGUUGCCGCCUGAGGAUCGAUCCGUUUCGAACUGGGAUGUGUUGAUUCGCGUGUUGCAGGAAGUCGACAUGCCGGAUACGUCGAUCUCGACGGCGGCCUUACACACCGAUUUGCAUCGAUAUCCGCUGCAGCGACAGCUCAGCUACGAUGAUAAGCUCAAAUGGCGAGAGAUCAUCACCACCGAGUCGACACUUCGCACGAUGUUGGCUGAGGCGACUGUACGGGAAGACUUCGAGCGCAUCCGGUCGGAUGCACGUUACGAGAACCUGUUUGAGCCGCGCUCGUGGGACGUCAUCAUCCGUAUCCUUGCACCACCGGAAGACGUCGAGUUGCGUCAAUCCAAACGAAGCAAGAAGCGUGAAACGUGGGAUACGCGCUCACGUCGCAGCUCACUACCGACAUUGUACGAGUACGAUAGUGAUGGUGAUUCGUCCGUGCGUACGAUCACGCAGGAACCACAGCUGGUGGUGGCGACGUCACUUGGAUAUGGGGCACCUCCACCACACGGUGGUUCCGUGGCCAGUGGGUCACGAUCACGGCGCACCUCGCGUUCAUCGUACAACUCCAACAACAUCGACCUGCGCUCUAUGUCGGAGGUGAUUGUCGACUUUGGUCGAUUGGCUAGUGGACCGACGCGUGCUGGUAGUGGUGGAGACCCGUCUGAGGAGGGUAGCUCUUACAUCGUCGCACAUGGCAAGGCUUACUUCGAUGAUGAUGACGAUGAGGAUGAUGAGGAAGCUCGCUAUGAUCAGCAUUCGCUGCAGCGAUCGUUGAGUCACCCGAGCCUGGCGAGAUCCGCGAGCGAAUUUACCGAACGUUGGGUAAUUCCUGAGGAUCACCUAGACCUGCGGCAUGACACCGAGAUGAACCAAUCGUCGGUGUAUGGCUCGGGCACGCUGGAUGUCGACUCGCGUACGACUUACAUCAAGCAGAGCCGCACGACGAUGAGCCGCGAGCGACGCGACAACUGGUAGGGCUCCGCACCCUCACACCAGUAUCUCACGUGCCAAGCCCUUCCCGGUCCUGCCUCCUCCCGACCGACCGCCAACCCCCACAACUGCCCACUAACGCUAACACACCUCGAGGAUUGCCACCGCGAUGGAUGGUCGGGUCGGGAUUUGGGUGGGACGGGUUCCGGGUACCGAAGGAAGGGAACCUGUUGGGGAGAGCGUGAAUCUAUUUUUUUUUCGUUCGUUUUAAACGGUCACCCCACGGACCGACACUAGGUUUAAGUGGCAAUUUUACUCGAUCCAGCCAAUAACACUGCUAACGGAGUACGCCGGCGAGCGGACUAAUAUUGUAGGUUAAUUUUAAACGACGUGCGCUCGAACCGAAACGUGCACCCAGGCGGGAUCCUGGCGGGAUGGCGGACCGGUUGGAUGGAGCGUUGUGAUACACCCGGCCGCAGGACACCCAGUUCGGCCUGCUUUGCUCCUCGUCGGUUCGAUGCCUAAAGAUAGGAAGGCGAAACUGAAACCAGCGUACAUUUGGUACAAUCGUAAGGGUGGUGGGAUAUUGGGGAUUGAUUUUAUGCUUUUACUCGAACUACCGCGCUAGGAUAAGGCUCGAACAAGCGACUUCACACGUGCACACAGCGCACACCUACGAACAGACACACAGAGAACACACGAACAGACCGUACACACUCAACCACACCCAAUAAACUAACCGA
Molecule: messenger RNA, 3557 nt
Organism: Anopheles nili
Lineage: Eukaryota; Metazoa; Arthropoda; Insecta; Diptera; Culicidae
Gene: pot
Exons: 8
Coding region: 1-2859 (952 amino acids)
Source: RefSeq, a predicted model, not a curated record